ACGUCCUACAGAGAACGAUCAUGAUGAGGGGUGUUUUCCUGAUUGCAAGCUGUGUGCUGGCUUCACUGGCGGUUGUCAGCCAUGCAGUGACCUUCAAACGGCACAAUAUGUUGCUGGUAGCAAACGCGGGCUGCACAGGAGCGGGAGAGCCGUUCCCCAACCCCGAGGACUGCGGCAGCUUCCUGCAGUGCGAGGCGUCGGGCGUCGCAGCGGUCAAGCAGUGCCCCGCCAACCUGCACUUCAACGCGAAGCUCAAGGUGUGUGACUACCCGUGGUCCGCCAACUGCAAGGAGCAGGACAGCUCCUCUGCGGACAGUUCUUCUCAAGAGGGCGACGAUUCCUCAUCUGAAGAGGCAGACAAGGCCGUUGCUGAAGUCAGUGAGAAACUAGCAAAGAAACCAAAGGCCAUUGCUCUUCAUGCCUAAAUUUGCGAUACAUUUCUCCAUACGCCAAGUAUGACACAGGUCUGAAUGAAUGACCUACGUUCAACUAGUUCGCCUUUCUUGCUUUGCAUUAACAGUUCACGGAAACGGUACAGUAAUAAGUGCAACGCUUUCAUAAACCUACAAAAAAAAAAAAAAAGAA
Molecule: messenger RNA, 585 nt
Organism: Schistocerca gregaria
Lineage: Eukaryota; Metazoa; Arthropoda; Insecta; Orthoptera; Acrididae
Product: probable chitinase 10
Exons: 3
Coding region: 21-425 (134 amino acids)
Cellular component (GO): extracellular region
Molecular function (GO): chitin binding
Source: RefSeq, a predicted model, not a curated record